GCCUGGUCCUGCAAAGAGGACAGUAGUUCUUACAUAUAUUGACCAUGAGCAGCAGGUUACGUUCAGUGAUGCAGAAAGGCAAGCGAGCCGGACUGGAGGUGCUAGAAACAGCUGUAUCGAACAGGAAGAAGUCAAAGGCAGCUAUCAAACAAGAAACAAGCACCACAGCCUCAUCCUCAGUGUCUUUAUACCACACUUUUCCUGAUCCUGCUGAUGUUGUGCGGCUGCGCUCUCAGCUCCUCGGCUGGUACGACAAAGAGCAGAGAGAGUUACCAUGGAGGACUCUGGCCUUGACAGAGUCAGACCCAAACAUCCGGACAUAUGCUGUGUGGGUUUCAGAAAUCAUGCUGCAGCAGACUCAAGUUGUCACAGUAAUAGACUACUACAAUAAAUGGAUGAAGAGGUGGCCCACGGUGCAGGAUCUUGCUGCGGCUACAUUAGAGGAGGUGAACCAGAUGUGGGCAGGACUGGGCUACUACUCUCGUGGAAAACGACUGCAUGAGGGAGCACAGAAGGUGGUGACAGAGCUGAAGGGACAGAUGCCUCGGACAGUCGACAGCCUGCUGAAGCAGCUGCCUGGGGUGGGACGCUACACUGCUGCAGCUGUAGGCUCUAUUUCACUGGGGCAGGUAACUGGGGCUGUGGAUGGCAACGUGAUUCGGGUGCUGUGUCGCCUGAGGGCCAUCGGAGCUGACAGCACGAGUCCCGCAGUAACAGAGGCGCUCUGGAGUCUAGCCAAUAUGCUGGUGGAUCCAGAGAGACCGGGAGACUUCAACCAGGCCAUGAUGGAGCUGGGAGCACGGGUCUGCACCCCUAAAGGGCCACUGUGCAGUCAGUGUCCUGUACAGUCUCACUGCCGCUCUUAUUACAAGGUUCAUGUCAGACAACAGCGGAUCUCUCAGAAACUUUUGGGGAAGCUGGACAGGAAGACUUCUGACCUCCCUGAUAUAGAAGACUGCAUGAACAGUGGAACGUGCCCGCUGUGUCCCACCGAGCCUUGGGACGAUGAGCUGGGCGUUCACAACUUCCCCAGAAAGCCGGCGAAGAAGCCUCCCAGAGUGGAGCGAACUCUGACCUGCAUUGUGACGAGGCCCGGGGAGGAGGGAGAGGACGAGUACCUGCUCAACCAGAGACCAAACAAAGGCUUGCUAGCAGGUUUGUGGGAGUUUCCAAGUCUUCUGCUGGAGGGAGAAAACUCUGAGAUGAAACAAAAGACGGCGUUGUGUAAUGAAAUCGGCAGAAUUCUGGGAACUCACUUGACAGAAAGCCUCCUCCAGUACGUGGGAGAGGUGGUUCACAUCUUCUCCCACAUCCACCAGACGUAUGUGGUUUACAGUGUGUGCGUGAAGGAGGGUGACACGCAGGCUGAAAACACACAGUGGCUCAGCAGGGGUGCUCUGCAGGAGGCCGCUGUGUCCACGGGACUGAAAAAGAUUGUGAAGCUUUAUGAUUCUGUUGAUGGGCCAAAAGAUAAAACCCUGAAGGAUGGAACGAGGCAAAAGCGCACAAGCACAAAGAAUGAGGAGAAGAAACGGCAGGCCUCAAAAAAACCCAAACUGAGUGCAGCUAACAGCGGAGGCAGACAGCUCUCCCUCAGCUCCUUCUUCAAGACGGUGAAAGAAGAAAGUUGAAACUUGAUGCUGAUUCACAGUGAAUCUGUAUUUUCAGCCAAUAAGUAUGACAUUACUGUAACUUGGAUGUGUUGUAUUUUAUAGUAAACAGAUGAAAUGACUAAAAUUGUGUAAUUUUCCGAAAUUUUUAAGGUCCCAGUUGUGUAUGUACCUUAUUGUCUGAGCAUCGCUAUAGUGUCUACCUCAGUAGAUGUAGAUGUUUUUUAUUGCUACUAUCACUGUAUUAUUCUAGUAAUGACUAUACCUCUGUACAACACAACUCGUUUGGAGUGCUGCAAAAUUGGUAGGUGAUUUAAAGUCAAUACAUGUCAGGGUAUCACAUGUUCCAUUCCCAAUAUGUAAAAUGAUUCUCAUGUUUGUUACCACAAUAAAGGUCCAAAUGCAACACAAAUACCAGUCUA
Molecule: messenger RNA, 2032 nt
Organism: Mugil cephalus (flathead mullet)
Lineage: Eukaryota; Metazoa; Chordata; Actinopteri; Mugiliformes; Mugilidae
Gene: mutyh
Product: mutY DNA glycosylase
Exons: 15
Coding region: 45-1631 (528 amino acids)
Biological process (GO): mismatch repair; base-excision repair
Cellular component (GO): nucleus
Molecular function (GO): oxidized purine DNA binding; 8-oxo-7,8-dihydroguanine DNA N-glycosylase activity; purine-specific mismatch base pair DNA N-glycosylase activity
Source: RefSeq, a predicted model, not a curated record